AUGAGAGUUGACUCACCCUAUAAAUCGCACGUUAGCGUUGAUGGCCCCGACUCUGGAAAGAUUAAGCUUGGUAAUCUUAAGGGAAACGAAAACUCAUGUCUUUUGAAAGGACAAGUUGAUACGCAUAAGAGUAUAGGCAGAGGAGUUAGAACUAGGAGCAUGGUCAGCGAUACCGACAUGAUUGUCGACAAUCUCAAUGUCCCUCCAGUUCCAGUGUGCUUGGGAUGUCCAAAACCUGACCUUAUAAGCAAGAUGAAACCAAUGACUGCAACUGAGAAAGAAACAGCUGAACAUACCAAAACAAUUUGCCAAGAGAUAUUUCAAGCGAAGUGGGGAAAUCACCCUGAGAGUUUCAGAUGGGAGGACUUGGAUUAUGAACUACAAAUAAAUGUAAAAGAAGCCAAAUUUCUUAGAAACAACUGGAAAGAAUUCGUGCUGGAAAAUGACUUGAAAGUUGGAGACAUCGGUGUCUUUGAACUUAUCAAGGAAAAUGAAAAUUUGUUGGAAGUUACCAUUCUUUCUGUUGACGAAAACGGAAACGAAGAGGAUGAUGAUUUGUUUCUCAACCUUUUUACCGGUGUGUCAGUGAGUACGAAAAGUACAGAGAAAUCAAAUUCGCCAUGUCCUUUGCCUCGGAAGAAAAUGAGAACUGAUUCACCUAAUCAACCUGGAACGAAAUCGAAGUUAGAGAUUUUAUCUUCUGGUAUCAGCUCCAAUCAUUCGAAGUCAAACAGGAUCAAUCUUGGAAAUCUCAAGGAAGUUGAAAAUGCACCGAGACAACUUGAAGCUGAGAGAAGUGUGAAAAUCGAGGCUUUCAUUUCUUUGCGACAUUUGACAGCCACUGAAAAGGAACACGCUGUUCAGAUAGCCAAUGCUCUCAAAAGUACUGGAAAUCCAGUUUUCAUGGUGUUCAUGCGACCAUCAUUCGUUUGCAACAGAUAUAGAAUGGUCAUACCAUCGGACUUUGCUAGGGAAUUUUUAACAAUGCAUAAGGGUAAUCUGACCUUAUGCAACUCAACUGGGAAAACUUGGACUACGAAGUACUAUAGGAAUUCAGGAAAUAAAACACAAGCAGAACUCUAUAGUGGUUGGAGAGAAUUUGCAGAAGAUAAUCAUCUUGAUAUUGGUGACAUAUGUGUUUUUGAGCUAAUUAAGCACCCUGAAAUGUUGAUGAAAAUGAUCAUCUAUGCAAGCAAGUCCUGCAGACAAUGGACUCAUGGGAGUACAGCCAAUCGAGUUAAAACUAGGCGCAUGGUCAGUGAUACUAAACCUACUUGUCAACAAAGUCCAUGUCCCUCCAGCUCCAGAAAAUUCAAAGAUCCAACAGACGCCUACAUUGAAAUCUUGGAUGACUCUCCACUAAACCAGAAAACAAAGAAGAAACUGAAAUCCCCAUUGACUCCAACUGAGAAACAAAGAGCAUGUAUGGGUGCUAGUAAUUUCAGAACUUCAAAUCCCUCUUUCAGUGUUGUGAUGCACACAGCAUAUGUUAAUUCUUGUACUCAUCUGAUCAUACCGGACGAAUUUGCCGAUAGAUAUUUAAAGAACAGUGGAGAAAUCAUCCUUCCAGAUGGUAGGACUUGGACAGUUGAGUACGGAAGAAUAACAACCGAUGAACGUAGAAAAGCCGUGUUUGGCCGUAGUAGCUGGGAAGCAUUUGUGAUGGCCAAUGAAUUGAAGGAGGGAGAUGUGUGUAUCUUUCAACAUAUCAAGGACAACGACAACUUGUUGGAAGUCGUCAUUCUGCGCGAGUUGGAAAUUACUUACUAUAAUAGGAACUUUGUAUUUUGA
This is a messenger RNA of Hibiscus syriacus, 1791 nucleotides long. RefSeq names its product B3 domain-containing protein LOC_Os12g40080-like. The transcript is spliced from 9 exons. The coding region runs from base 1 to 1791 and encodes 596 amino acids. The record is from RefSeq and is a predicted model, not a curated record. Lineage: Eukaryota; Viridiplantae; Streptophyta; Magnoliopsida; Malvales; Malvaceae. Gene Ontology annotation, molecular function: DNA binding.